Saccharomyces mikatae IFO 1815 is the source of this 1116-nucleotide messenger RNA. It is a transcript of the gene MTG1, whose product is annotated as putative GTPase MTG1. The transcript has a single exon. Gene Ontology annotation, cellular component: mitochondrion. Bases 1 to 1116 code for a protein of 371 amino acids. Gene Ontology annotation, molecular function: GTPase activity; GTP binding. The record is from RefSeq and is a predicted model, not a curated record. Lineage: Eukaryota; Fungi; Ascomycota; Saccharomycetes; Saccharomycetales; Saccharomycetaceae.
AUGCAUGCUAAUGUUAAAGCGGCUAGAAGGCUAGUUUCCAGCAUCUCAUCCUUCACGCCAAGAUAUGAGUUUCCAAAGUACAAUAUGCCUCUCACAGAUUUUAAAGGACACCAACUCAAAGCUCUCAGAAAAUUUGAAAGACUAGCACCUCAAAUGAAUAUGAUAAUAGAAUUACGUGAUAUUCGUGCCCCAUUAUCUACAAGGAAUGUUAUCUUUGAUCGAAUAGCAAGAAAGGAAAAUAAUUUGAUGAAGUUAGUCGUAUACACUAGAAAAGAUCUUAUGCCUAACAAUAAAGAAUACAUAAGAAAAUUAAAGAAUUGGCAUGAAGAGUUGGGGGAAAAAUUUGUUUUGCUGGAUUGUCGGAACAAAAUUGAGGUCAAAAAUCUACUGAAAAUACUAGAAUGGCAAAAUUACGAACUAGAAAAAAAUGGCGGUUAUUUGCCUAUGGGUUACCGGGCAUUGAUUACGGGCAUGCCUAAUGUUGGGAAAUCUACUCUGAUAAAUAGCUUAAGGGCAAUUUUCCAGGGACAGGAUAGAGAAUCUAUGGGAGGAAAACGCAAGAAAGUGGCCAAGACUGGAGCAGAAGCCGGUGUUACGAGAACUACAAGCGAGGUCAUUAGGGUAGCUUCGAGGAACGUGGAAUCAAGAAACGAAAUUUAUUUAAUAGACACACCAGGGAUUGGUGUUCCGGGUCGAAUUUCAGAUCAUAAUAGAAUGCUCGCACUUGCCUUAUGUGGUAGUGUUAAAAAUAACCUUAUAGACCCAAUAUUUCAAGCAGAUUAUCUUUUGUACCUAAUGAACCUGCAAAAUCAAAAUGAUGGAAAAGAAGAGUUUUAUCCUAAAAGUCACACUUCGCCCACGAACGAUAUUUAUGAUGUUCUGAAAAGGCUCCAAAUGCAUAAAAGUCAGAACGAUAAAUCAACGGCCAUUGAGUGGACCAAUAAAUGGAGACUGCGUGGAAAGGGUAUCAUCUUUGAUCCUGAGGUACUAUUGAGUAAUGACGAAUUUUCCUAUAAAAAGUAUGUAGAUGACCAGUUAAAAAAGUUGGGAGAGCUCUCUUACGAGAGAUUUUCUAAAAGAUUAAUAGGAAACCCAAAUCAAAUAUUUAGUAAAUAA